This is a messenger RNA of Penicillium longicatenatum, 201 nucleotides long. RefSeq lists its product as uncharacterized. NCBI's taxonomy places the organism in Eukaryota, Fungi, Ascomycota, Eurotiomycetes, Eurotiales, Aspergillaceae. The transcript is spliced from 2 exons. The record is from RefSeq and is a predicted model, not a curated record. Bases 1 to 201 code for a protein of 66 amino acids.
AUGGAUCCUCCACGUCGCCACUGGUCAUCCCGGUUGCGGUUAAUGCGGAGCAAAAGAUAUAUUGUGCUCCACACAAAGAUGCGCAAUCGAUUGCAAGGUCAGAUUGUCCGUGUCCGGUACGACCUGCAGACCGUGCAGUCACAAGGACGCAUCAUGGAUCAAGAUCCCUCUGAGGUCCGCUCUCGCUUCCUCAACGUGUAG